CUUCCUUUACUCAUUUCUCUUCUUCCAUUUUCACAUGGUCUUAUCUUUAGUAGUUUCAUGAUGAAAGUUUCAUCUUUUAUCUAAUUUAUACUUUUUAAAUGUCUGUUGACUAAAAUUUUGUCUAUCGAUUUUUACUUCUGUUGAUGAUUUUCGGCAAAUGCUGCUGUAUGGGUUUGUUUAUCAGAAAACAUAACUCAUCUCAAUUCUUAAAAAUCCUUCUGUCAAAAUGUUUGAUUUUCUCCAUUCUCACCGUACUCUUGCAGUCUAUUCAAGUGAUAUUGCAAAUGAGGACGGUCAUGAUGACGAGGAACCACCGUUUCAAUAUAUUCCCGUUGAUGCUUCACCUCCAUCCAGAUCAAAAACAAAAUGUGAUCGACUUUUAGAAUCCAUUAUGUUACUUAGAGAAGGCCUAGAAUCUGGAGACAUGAUAUUUCAAUUUGAGCAACUCUAUCGUAAAAAGCCAGGAGAGGGAAUGACCAUUGCCCGUUUACCUGACAAUCUUUAUAAAAAUCGCUACAGAGAUAUAUCACCUUAUGAUGCAACUCGGGUUGUCUUGAAAAAGUGCAGCUCAGGAGAUUAUGUUAAUGCUAGUUUUGUUAAUAUGGAAAUACCAGGAUCUGGUAUAGUUAAUAAAUAUAUUGCUACUCAAGGUCCACUUUCAAGUACUUGUGAGGAAUUUUGGCAAAUGGUUUGGGAACAAGGUUGUAGACUAAUUGUUAUGGUUACACCUUUAAUUGAACGGGGUAGAUCUAAAUGUCAUAAGUACUGGCCGAAUGUGGAAGAAUCGGAAAAGUACGGCGAUCAUUUGAAAAUUUUUAGUUCAUACGAAAGUGGAAAUGCGUCCAUGGUUGAAAGGCAUUUAAAAUUAACCAAUCUAGAAACAUCUGAAGAAAGGGACAUUGUGCAAUUUCAGUAUCUUGCUUGGCCUGAUCAUGGAGUACCUGAUGAUGCCACCGAAUUUCUUAAUCUUAUUGGUCAAGUUAGAAAACAUAGAUCUUCUUGCACUGAUCCUAUUAUAGUUCAUUGCAGUGCUGGUAUUGGUCGAACUGGAGUACUCAUUUUAAUGGAAACAGCAAUGUGCCUUAUAGAAGCUAAUGAACCAAUUUAUCCUCUGGAAAUUUUAAAAGCCAUGAGAGAUCAAAGAGCUAUGCUUAUUCAAACUUCGAAUCAAUUUCGCUUUGUUUUAGAGGCGAUAGAUAAAGUAUACAAAGAAGAGAUUGUAAAACCUUUGGUCCCGAUCGAUACUGAAAAGCAAUAAAUUAACUUGUAUACAAGCAUGAUUAUACCCAUUUCUGUAACCAUACAUUAAUUGAUGCGAUGCUCAAAAUCAAAGAACUGCAAAAUACUUUGGUGCACUCAUGAAAUCUGGAUCAAACUCAAUCUUCUCAUAGACACAAGAAGGCCCAGUUGCAAGCUAUUCACAUGUUUUUUUCAUUGAGACUGUAUCAUUGAAAUUUCUCCAUUGACCAUCUUCAAAGAGGAUAACUUCAUUAAACCCAUUCACAACAUGGAAAAGUCCAAGAAAACGAGACUUUGUCUAACAAGGUUCAUCCACCCACCAACCCAUAAUCAGUAAUGGACGAAUAAUUGUGAUAAAAUGUGAAUCAAGAAAAAUCACUGCGAAUACCUGGCCUUUUCAACUUUACCCAAAACACUUGUUUUUAUUUCACAUCUUGCUCGACUUUAUCAUCUUUUUGCCAUUUAUUCUCACAUUGACUGAUGACAAUCAAGGACCAUGAAGCCGAUGAAAAUUGAUGAUGAUCAUCUCUUUUUUGCCUUAACCUUUUGCCAAUUAACAAACUUGACUUGGAGCUUACAUCGAUAUCCAUUGUUGCAAUAAAAACCGUUCCAUGGUGUAAAUACUUGAAACUUGGACAUUAAUAACUUCUAAAUUGAUGAAAAUCACAAAAACAAAGUACGAAAACCUAUUAAUCAGUUAUGCUAGUCAAUGAUUUAUUUUUGAUGGUUACUUUCAACUUUACAUACAACAUAUAAAACUAUACAUACACAUUACGUGCAUAUAUGAAACACAUCAAACGCCUGUAAAUUUUCAACUCAUCUUCAUUGAGAGACAAGAGAGGAUCCAAAAAUUUACACAAACGGAUAAAGAAAUCUUCACUUGAAAGGAACUUUUCUGAACCCUAAUGGUAACCAAGGCUGCUUAUUCAUCUUCGUGAUCAACUGCGAUAUAAAGACCAUGAAUUGUUCAAAAGCCAAUUUAAACUUAUCAACAAAAUUUUGGUAAACCCAAUUUUCAUCUGCCAACAUUUCCGACAAACAACGAAACCAGAAGAAAUAACAUUUCAGUCGCAAAUAUUUUUACACAAGAUCCAAUCAAUAAUUAGCCAGAGAAGAAACAUUCUUAAGUCAUUCUAUUCUUUCUGUCCAGAGUUAUUAUCAGUUCAACUGAACAAAAGAUUUCUUUGCGUUCAGUCAGUCCCGUCAAAAUAGUCAGUAAAUGCCUUUUCCCUGUUUUUCAUUAAACAGGACCAAUCAAUAUGUAACAUUCAAUCUCUUCCUUCAACUCUUUUCGCACGUUUUCCCUCGAAGUUUUGAUAUUCAAUGAAAAGCAAAUAUCGUCAACUGCAUGAGAUGGAUAAUAAUGCAACUAUAUGAUGGAUAAUAAUAAUAUUUAUACUUAUCCUGAUUGCAUCUUCGAGGAAACAAGAAACCAAUUAAAAGCAAACACAGCAAUGACAUUGACAACUAUUACUAUGUAAAAACAUUGACUCAGAUUAUUCUCAUUUUCUGUCUUUACUUUUGUCUCACUCUUCAUCCUCUCUUUACUUUAGACAUUUAAUUAUCUUGGAUCCGUCUUGUCAUAUCUUAAUCAAUCAUGUGCAAAUUAAAUGAACCACUGGAAUACAUUUCAUAAUCUACUUAAACUUCUAUUUAUUUAAAGGUUAAUCAUGAACUUUGAUUGACCAUGAGCUUCAAGUUCACCAUUCACACAAUGAAAUCUUCAAGUAUCAUUUAUGAAUAAACGAUGAACUAGCAAAAUUAA
Messenger RNA from Tetranychus urticae (two-spotted spider mite), 3004 nucleotides. Its product is annotated as tyrosine-protein phosphatase non-receptor type 4. Gene Ontology annotation, biological process: protein dephosphorylation. Gene Ontology annotation, molecular function: protein tyrosine phosphatase activity. The record is from RefSeq and is a predicted model, not a curated record. NCBI's taxonomy places the organism in Eukaryota, Metazoa, Arthropoda, Arachnida, Trombidiformes, Tetranychidae.